This is a messenger RNA of Pseudozyma hubeiensis SY62, 1827 nucleotides long. RefSeq lists its product as hypothetical. Bases 1 to 1827 code for a protein of 608 amino acids. Gene Ontology annotation, cellular component: nucleus; cytosol. Gene Ontology annotation, molecular function: NAD binding; UDP-glucose 6-dehydrogenase activity. NCBI's taxonomy places the organism in Eukaryota, Fungi, Basidiomycota, Ustilaginomycetes, Ustilaginales, Ustilaginaceae. Gene Ontology annotation, biological process: glycosaminoglycan biosynthetic process. The transcript has a single exon. The record is from RefSeq and is a predicted model, not a curated record.
AUGUGUCCCCUGCUGUUCUGCUCGUCCCGUUCCGCGUCCCAGCUAGUGUGCUUGCGCGGGUGCCCGCUGAAGUUUGCUGGUACAUCAGAUCCAUCAGUUCCACGGCAUCACGGGUCACACCCUGCAUUUCUUGGACCACUCUCGCUUGUUCAAAGUGCCCUCAAGUGUUGCUCUUUCUCUUCCGAGUGUUGUUCUGCUCUCUGCCUCUUUCCAUCAAGACCAUCUCUGGUCAUCCCUCCACCCUUUCGUCCUGACCAUCACCUCAACGAAUUCCCCUUGCUCAGCCGUUCAGCUGCCGGAGCUCAAGACAUCAUCGCGGUCAUGCCUGCAGCCGUCAUCAACCUCAACGGCUCCUCCAGCCACAGCCCCGUCCAGUCGGUCCCCUCGCACGUCCGAAGCAUCUGCUGCAUCGGUGCCGGCUACGUCGGAGGGCCCACUUGCUCCGUGAUCGCGCUCAAGUGUCCCCACAUCAAGGUCACCAUCGUCGACGUCAACCCGGUCCGCAUCGCGGCGUGGAACUCUGAUGUGCUUCCCGUCUUCGAGCCUGGUCUCGAUGCCGUCGUCCGCGAGUGUCGCGGACGCAACCUCUUCUUCUCCACCGACAUCGAUAAGGCGAUCCAGGAAGCCGACUUGAUCUUUGUCUCCGUGAACACCCCUACAAAGACCUCUGGUGUCGGAAAGGGUUUCGCUGCCGACCUGCACUACGUCGAAGCCUCUACUCGUCGUAUCGCAUCCGUUGCCACGAGCUCCAAGAUCAUCGUUGAGAAGUCUACGGUACCAUGUCGUACCGCAGCAAGCAUGCGUACCAUCCUCGAAUCCAACUCCAGCUACACGGCGGAUGGAACGCUCAUCUCCUUCCAGAUCCUUUCCAACCCCGAGUUUUUGGCUGAAGGAACCGCCAUCCGCGAUCUGAUGGCUCCCGACCGUGUCCUCAUCGGUUCCCUCGACACGCAACAAGGCAAAGCUGCCGCGAACGCUCUCUCCGAAGUCUACCAGAACUGGGUCGACCCAACCAAGAUCUACCAAACAGGUCUUUGGUCUUCCGAACUCUCCAAACUCGCCGCCAACGCUCUACUCGCUCAACGCAUUUCGAGCAUCAACUCCCUCUCCGCCAUCUGCGAAGCGACCGGAGCCGAUGUCGAUGAAGUCGCCCACGCCUGUGGACUGGAUGCACGCAUCGGACCCAAAUUCCUCAAAGCCUCCGUCGGUUUUGGUGGAAGCUGCUUCCAGAAGGACAUCUUGAACCUGGUGUAUCUCUCCGAAUCGUUGGGUUUGAGCGAGGUAGCUGACUACUGGCACCAGGUGAUCAAGAUGAACGAGUAUUCGAAAUCCAGGUUUGCGAGAAAAGUCGUUUCUACGCUGUUCAAUACGAUCACGAUGAAGAAGAUCGCAGUCUUGGGAUUCGCGUUCAAGAAGGAUACCGGAGACACACGCGAAUCGGCAGCAAUCACGCUCUGCAAGUACUUCCGACAGGAACGCGCCCAGAUCUCGAUCUACGAUCCCAAAGUGACCACCAACCAGAUCAUGCUCGAUCUCACCGAACCCGGCGUCCUCGACGACUCGCAGGCCGUUCAGCAGCAGGUCAAGAUCGCAACAUCCAUGAAGGAGGCUUGCGAAGAUGCCGAGGCAGUCAUCAUCUGCACCGAGUGGGACGAGUUCAGGGACGCCACGGCUCAGGAUUGGGAUGAGAUUUACAGGAGUAUGAAGAAGCCGGCGUUCGUGUUCGAUGGAAGGGGGAUCGUCGAUGCAAAGGUGCUGAGAAGUGUUGGGUUCAAGGUUCACGCUGUGGGCAAGGGACCUCUUAUCGUGGAUCCUAUCUGGGCUUGA